Molecule: messenger RNA, 1248 nt
Organism: Trichoderma asperellum CBS 433.97
Lineage: Eukaryota; Fungi; Ascomycota; Sordariomycetes; Hypocreales; Hypocreaceae
Source: RefSeq, a predicted model, not a curated record
AUGCGUGUAACUUUAUCUAGUCUUUUACUAGUCGCCACAGCCUCAGCGGCAAAAGCUCACGGCAACCACGAGAACCAUCCGAGGGCUCAUCAAAACUAUGAGAGAACUGCCACUGUCGACGUUUCAACACUAAAGGGUAAAUGGCUUUACGGCUACCAGGGCUGGUUCCGUAAACCCGCAUCUGGUGUCAACAACCACUGGUCUCCCAACGGCGGAACUCCAGGGCCUGGAAAUGUCGAGGUUGACUUUCUCCCUGAUGUCAGCCAGUAUCCGACCAAUUGUCUUUUCCCUUCUACUUUGACUGCACCCAAUGGCCAACCGGUGCAAUUGUACGAUAACACUUGCGAGGGUGUCGUGGACUUGCACUUUAAGUGGAUGCAGCAGUACGGAAUUGAUGGUGUCAUUGUGCAGCGUUUCUUGAGCCACCUCAGCGAUGCCUCUUUCAUCACGAUCCUCAAUCAAGUUGAAGCUGCCGCUGUGAAAUACGGCCGAGGCUUUAUCGUCGAAUAUGAUGCUUCCGGUGGCAACUCCUCUGCCGGCAGCGUCGCAAACGAAAUCUUGGCCGACUACAACUCUGUCGUCAAGACUUACACAAGCUCAUCGGCAUAUAUCCACCAGAAUGGCAAACCAGCAGUCAUGGUGUUUGGCGUUGGAUUCCCCACAGUCGCCAUCAGCGUUAGUGAUGGAGCCAAUAUUGCCACUCAACUCAAGAAUGCUGGAGCAUAUGUUGGCCUUGGAGUGCCGUCGACAUUUGGCUCCGAUGUGCGAGGCAACACUGGUUUUGCGUCCGCAUACAAGGCAGCCAACUUGAUCAGCCCCUGGACUGUCGGCAGCUACAGCGAGGGCGGAUACAUGGCGGGAUACCACACGACGACACAGAUUCCAGACAGCCAAACUCUUAAAUCGCUCGGCAUCGACCACGCUCCUCUUGUCUGGCCCGGCACAUCGGCCUACCAUCUCAACGGUGUCACUAACCCGUCUGCCUUUGACUACUUCCCCCGCUACAACGGCUCUUUCUACUCCAUGCAGGCAGAUGCCGUUACUUCUCUGGCCAUCAAGCCCCUAUUUGUCUUUAACGCCAUGUUUGAUGAAAUGAACGAAGGAACUGGAAACCUGCCAUCUCUGAAGACGAGCCAGCUCCCCACUAAUGACAAGUUUGUGGGAUACGACAACACUUUUGCAAACACCUCAUUUUAUCUAGCGCUUGGUGGACAAAAGGCGACUGCGUUUGCAAAGGCAGUAAACUAG